Molecule: messenger RNA, 628 nt
Organism: Bombina bombina (fire-bellied toad)
Lineage: Eukaryota; Metazoa; Chordata; Amphibia; Anura; Bombinatoridae
Product: guanylyl cyclase-activating protein 2-like
Exons: 4
Coding region: 1-582 (193 amino acids)
Biological process (GO): visual perception
Cellular component (GO): cone photoreceptor outer segment; photoreceptor inner segment
Molecular function (GO): calcium sensitive guanylate cyclase activator activity; calcium ion binding
Source: RefSeq, a predicted model, not a curated record
AUGGGACAACACCAAUGUAACUUCAAGCAGGAAAUUGAUGUCGCUGAUUUGCAGGAGAUGUACAAGAAAUUUGUGACUGAAUGUCCAAGUGGAGCUUUAUUUUUACACGAAUUUAAAGGCUUCUUUGGUAUCUCUGCAAAUAAUGAAGCAUCAGAGUUUGUAGAGAGCAUGUUCAAGGCUUUCGAUAGAAACGGGGAUAACACCAUUGACUUCUUGGAGUAUGUGGCUGCCCUGAAUCUUGUCCUUCGUGGGAAGCUGGAAUAUAAAUUGCGCUGGAGCUUUAAAAUAUACGAUAGAGAUGGGAACGGCUGUGUGGAUAAAAAGGAACUGAGAGAAAUCAUACAGUCCAUUUUUACCAUCAAAAAGAACUGGAAAAGGGGUGAAGACUCCCAGUUACUGAGCACUGAGGAGGUUUGUGACAGAAUCUUCCAACUUGUGGAUGAAAACGGAGAUGGCCAGCUUUCUCUGCAGGAAUUUGUUAAUGGAGCUCAGAGAGAUGAAUGGGUCCAGAAAAUGUUACAGCUGGAUACGACUCCGUGUGCCUGGGUGAUGGAGCAGCGGAGAAAAAGUGCACUCUUUUAGAAGGAGCAGUGGAGAAAAAGCGCACUCUUUUAGAAGGAGCAGUGUA